Molecule: messenger RNA, 4357 nt
Organism: Exophiala dermatitidis NIH/UT8656
Lineage: Eukaryota; Fungi; Ascomycota; Eurotiomycetes; Chaetothyriales; Herpotrichiellaceae
Exons: 1
Coding region: 415-4032 (1205 amino acids)
Source: RefSeq, a predicted model, not a curated record
CGGCGAUUGGCUACCUCUUGGCAAGAAGAGACAUGGCCGACUCGGCGUCUCGCUACAACAUGGACCACUCACAGUGGAGAACAUGAGAAGACCAAAUCUGCGUGUCGAGGUUCAAGUUGCAUGACAUUGCAGCCAUUGAGGAUUACUUUAUUACCAGUGCAUUCACAAUACUUCAGCACUGCGCCGCUUAUAUUAGGUACCAGGUACUAGUACCUCCGUCCUCAGGUCAAAGCACUAUAGAAAUCUCCCCGGCCGGCUUUGACGGACGAUAGCUUUCUGUGCCCUCUUCCACUGUCGAGCACCUCCCCCCGAGCCCGCCUCGUCACCUCACAAUAGCGUGCAAGAACAGCAGCCAGCAAGAGAUGAGAUGACCGCCCCUACUACUAGUCCUACAAGUAGUGGCAGUAGUAUGAUAUGACGCCUCCGACGAGCCUGGUUCCCUCGAAAAAUGCCCUCCGAGCUCUGCGCCAUCUGGCCUUGUCGAAUCCUUCGAUCCUUGUCGGCACGGUUGGAAGCAUAUGCGGUAUUGCCGCGCUGAACUACGAGACUUGUCGCCGAGUACGUGUGGCGGAGCGGAUUGUCGAGACCAAGCGAGUCCUGAGGUCCGUGUCCAGCGGAAGAGGCGCCGCGCAUCUCGACGCCCUGUUUGAGGCUGCGGAACGAGGGGAUGACUUUACUUUGGGGUCGCGAGGAGGCAGCAGGAGAAGCAGGAGAAGAAAGGGCCCGGGAGAGCAGUAUAGGGAUAUGUCGACCGCAGCCUCUGUGCCUCGGGACUUGGACAGUGCGGACAGUUCUUCUUCUCUGGCCAGAGCUGUUGGUGGUGUCGAGCAUGAUGAUGCUGGUCCAGCUGGAGGACGCCGGGUUGGCGGUCGCGAAUCAGACCUGCAAGUUGGUGAGAGCCAGGUUGUGGAAGAUACCUCUACCGCUUCUCAGCGGAGGACGAGGUUGAGAUUCAGAAAGAUUUUCAUGUCGGGCGACGACGGAAAGCGCCACAAUAUCUCACCUCAGCAUAGCAUCUCGACUCGCCGUGCUGAAGAACAGACGAUACCUAGUGGGCAACAUGAGGCCGAGAGUCUUCCUGGAUGUGUUGAAAAGUGGCUAUCUCAAGGUCCAGCUGAACAUGAGGGUACAAGUUCGACUGCUUGGCGGAGCGCAGGUUCUAGCUCUGCAGCUGAGCUUGAUCGUGGUCAUAGCCACACCGAUAAUAUGCUCAAGACUGACUCGGUCAAUACCAGCAGUGUACUUGAGGGUAUUUCGUCGAGUCAGCAUUCACAGUCAUCGGAUACUGCUCCAGCUAGAGACUCUUCCGACAUACGCCGUGAUCACCCCCGGCGGUCGCCUCCACAUCUCUCCGGUUCACACAGCUCUGAUACGAGUGGAACAGCGGUACCUCAAAUUGAAGACAACAACCCAGACAGCUGGACUGUACCAAUCAAGAAAAUACCCUCAGGAGGAUCGAGCCACCUCCAGGCUCAUCUCCAUUCUUCAUCUCCGGGGAGCGUUCCUCCGAACAAGGGCCAGUUGAGUGGGGCCUCUGUGCAUCGAGCGGGUGCCUCUAAGCACCGAAAUCCUCGUCCCUCAGAUGCUGCACAAAAUGCUCACAACUCACCAAAGGCACAGGGCCAUGGGUUGCAGUGGACGCCUCUGCUUUUCUCGUCGCGGUCCGGUUUCGAGACACAGUCUCCUUUGGGAGAUGGUGUCGAUCCAGCAUGGCCGGAUGAUAUUGACCUUAAAGAGUUGACUCGAACUCAGAGCGCAGGGUUCGAAGGUCAACUUGGGGACUUUUCGAUCCCCCACCACCUGAUUAUGGGUGAGGCUGACGAAGUAGUCGAGCAAGCCCUGAAGGAGCACCUGUUGAGAGCAAAUGGGACAGCUUCAUCAAAACCUUCAUCAUCUUCCACGUCUCCGAUGGUCGGACAUGCCACACAUACGAUUACUCCCGAGAUACUGUCCCAUCUGGUGGCAUUCAUACGUCCACCAACUGGCCAGUUGAGUAAGCCGAUACAAUAUCGCCGAUUUGCUGCCGUCAUGAGACAUCUUGUCGAAGCAGACCCAGAGCCCGAUUGGUUUACGGCGGAGGCAGUCUUUCACGCAGGUCGUGGUCUGUUUGACGUGGAUGAGAUAUUCUGUCGACCAGUUUAUGAUCUCCUCAGACAUAUGCUCUCUACAGAAACAAGCUAUGCGCGUGCUCAAGAGAUCCUGUUCGGGAAUGUGAGUGGUAGGUACCAUGUGACGGAUGCAACUUACGAACUGGGCGCCAAGUAUCUGUCCCUGUUCUGUCAGCUCAACCAGGACUAUUCGAUUCGGGUGGCAGAGAUGGCCAAACUCAUCAAACUUGCAAAGGAGCGCGGGUUAGAACGGAGUGAAAACUUGGCCAUGCCUGUUCUCCGAGCAGUCGUUUUCCAAGGGGACACCGAAGCCGCGCGGACACUUAUAGACGAGUUGCAAUUGUCUUUUGAAGGCCGCAGUCUUCGGCGCCUUUGGGGCGAGUAUGCCGUCUGGAAUGCCGCCCAGGGAAAUUGGGAAGAAGCACAAUGGAUUCUGGAUCGAAUGCAGGAGACUGGCUAUUCCAGGCAUCAGCCAGAGCAAUAUGCCGCGGUGUUUCAUCGAAUGUUGGUGCAAUAUCUGUCCAAGAACACGGCACACCGAGCCUUUGGAUUCACGAUCAACGCCAUCAAAUACACGGGAUUAAUACCCACCGGCCGGAUAUCAAGAACAGUGGUAUGCGCUUGUAUUCGAGAACAUCGGUACGACUUGGUGUUUGAGUGGACUCGUCUCGUCACCGAAGCAUUCCCCAGGUUGACCUCAGGGUUCAUGACUGCGCAGGGUGCCUGGCAGCUCGCACAUGCCCUGCAAGAGGCCGGUGCCAGCUGCAGGGAUAUUACGGACACAUGCCGGGCGAUCGCCCAUGGAUGUUACGACGAUCCAUUUCCUCAUUAUCUCAGGCCUUUACUGGCGGAUCUGGUGAAGCUGGACUUGAGUCAUCGUCUAGAGGCCGCUUCAGCCCUAGAUUCUCAGGCGCUGUUUUCGGCCGACGGUGUGCCUUUGAUGACGAUGAACCAACUGCUCCAAGAAGCUCGACGAUUUUGUGCUACAGAAAGCCAAAUUGGCGCGCCGAUGGAUCAAGAUAGGCUGAAACAAGACUUGGCCAUGCAACUCGACGCGGUUGAGGAGCUCACCAGAGUCUUCCGAGGAGAUGUCUUUAUGGCAGAUUUGCCGUACGAAGUCGUGGAAGGCGAAGAGCCCAUCACGUCCGAGGGGACACCCACUGCCGACAAUCAGAGUAGACGACCGCCCAGGCUAUCGCCGUCGUCAUCAUUAUCUGGCAAGACGAAAUCUUCCCCAGCCAUGAUCAACUCGGCCUUUGCCGACGUCCUCACACAGCACAAGUCGCCUCCGAGGUACGAAGAUGUAUCGACAGCCGUCAUGAAUCACUACGCAACGCGAGCCAAGCAAGGCUUGGGUAUUGACCAUUCCCUACUAAAACAUGUCGUGGACAGAUUCGCACCACAAAACCCCAUGGACGCACUAACUCUAAUCGAGGAAGUGUACGACAGCGACUACGUCCAAGGCAUGCAUGGCGUCCCCUUUGACAAUGACUUUUUUGUUAAAUGGCUCCAAAUCGUCACGACCGUCGGGUCCGUCAAAGCCGCUUCGACGGCAUUAUGGGCGGUCGUCGACUCCGCCCGACAUAUCCAAUGGACAUUGGACUUUUCUUUCUGUCUCAACAUCGUCACUUGUAUUUGUCUUGGAGGGUCUGGCGCCGGCGCCGAAAUGGUGGUCAAAACGGACAACACCUCUAAGGGGAUGCAAUGGCAUCACCACAAGAACAAGAACAGAUACUCUAGUAAUGAGUCGAAAAUGCUCACGCCGGAAAUGUUUUAUUUGGGACGGAGAUUAUGGUGGACAAGGCUCCGCUCGCCGCAUUAUGUCCAUGACACCUUUGAGUUUCCGAAAUGGCGGCCUUGGGAAUUGGCGCUGCGGGAGGCCGCGGCGAAAUAUCAUGCGUCACCGACGAAGGCGGCGUCAUAAAAAAUGGGCAAAGGAACAAAUGAAUGGUUCAUUGAUGGGUUCCAAUCGAUUGAACUCCUAUGGUAUAUAGUUGUCAUGGAGGGUGCCGAACAUACUACUACUAGUAGGGAUGACCUAGGGGUUUUACAUAUUGUAUAGUUGCUGUGUGCUGGGGUCGGCAUUGGCAAUGACGAUGAUGAUAAUACAACAAGCUUGAUCUAACAAGAUCCAGGUGAAGUUGACUUCCUUGGUUGCUUCUUUUUUUAUUGUCUCAUCUAUUUUCGUUUCCGUUUUCUCUUUUGAGCAGGCUGUCCUCUUUCCGGGUACUAAUAUAUCUCUAUGUCUG